GCAAUAUUUCCGAAUAGCCGCAUCCUCGCAAGUGCAUCGUUCGACUAUACAGCACGAUUGUGGAACCUCGACAAUGGACAACUCAUUAGUUCACCACUCCAGCAUGCAAAUCAUGUGUAUUGCUUGUCAUUUUCCGCGGGUGGAAAACUGCUAGCCACUGGUGGCCGCGAAAAACACGUCAACAUAUGGGAUGUUGCGAUUGUGAAGGAAGCUGGCUUCGAUGAUCUUCUUUCAGAUUCAAAGGCGAGUUGACUGGUAUAUUGCAUUCUCACACCUGAACGCGCUCUGCCAGGGCGACAAGUCGGUACUCCAUGCUAACGCUACACGAAGUCCAGUCCAGCGACGUCCGCCUGCUCCUCAGGUACCCCAAGGUUUUUUCGAUGGUGUCACUGUCUCACCAGAUCGUUCUCAUUUUUCUACACAAGGCCGUCCUCACUCCUCAGCACAGCCAAGUAGGACGUUUCUUGACCGCUUGUUCCACCGCAGCUCCUCAGAUACUCAUGAUACUUCACCGUCCUCUCCUCUCAACUGGGCUCAAAAUCUUUUGAAACGGCGUAAACGUAGUGGUGAAGAAAUUGAGUUGCAAGUGCGCAACUCUGCAGUUGUUGAAGUUCCGUAUGCAAAAGGCAAACGUAGAAACGCUUCAGCGAGGGAGGUUGCGUUCGCGAAACAGAAACAGAAACAAAAAAAGAGACAGAGACAGAACACGAAACCAUCGGACUCGAAGAACUCUACUACGGGCAGCUCAAUGUCUGUCAAUCCCAAUGUCGCUAAGUCAUCACAAGCUGCUGACUCCUCGUCUGCCACACCUGCCAUUGGCGAUGCUACCACAACUACUGGUACAACUUCAACGCCAUCACGCCCUGACGUAAUACUCAGACAGGCUGGACUCUGGACUCGCAUCUGGCUCUUCAUUGGUUGUAUUCCUCAUGAACAUACAGAUGAUCGUCAUUAGCUCACGAUUUUCUCAUUCUUCACGAGUCACAUACCUUUACAUCUCUCGACGGACUCUCAUUGAUAUGCUCUGCCUACUCGUCCACUCCCUCUGAUGCAUUUCGAACCAUCCUUUAUGUAGGAUACUGAGACCAGACUGCACUAAUUUUUAUCUGCGCCACGAGGUGACCUCCAACCUCUUAUAUUCCUUUCUCGUCGCUGGUGCGCAAUGUACGACAAUUGUAACACCAUAUCAACCUUUUCCUGCUUGAACGA
Messenger RNA from Suillus discolor, 1209 nucleotides. RefSeq lists its product as uncharacterized. NCBI's taxonomy places the organism in Eukaryota, Fungi, Basidiomycota, Agaricomycetes, Boletales, Suillaceae. The coding region runs from base 221 to 955 and encodes 244 amino acids. The transcript has 4 exons. The record is from RefSeq and is a predicted model, not a curated record.